Molecule: messenger RNA, 702 nt
Organism: Mesocestoides corti
Lineage: Eukaryota; Metazoa; Platyhelminthes; Cestoda; Cyclophyllidea; Mesocestoididae
Source: the annotation of a GenBank genome assembly
AACGUUUUGUCUACUCGCGUUGUAUACGUUCACACUACUGUUACACAUUCACUUCCUUCAACGAUGUCUGGUGCUAUUCAUUCUCACAGUGGCCUCCAAGGUAUGUCAGUGGAAUCAAGUUCUUCGGGGCCACAUGUGCGACGACGAGAUGAGAAACAGUGUGCUGUCUGCGGUGACCAUGCAGUAGGCUUUAAUUUUGGUGCUAUCGCCUGCGAGUCUUGCAAAGCCUUCUUUCGCCGUAACGCACUCCGUAUGCCACCGUGUCUGUUCAACGCCAACUGCUUGAUACAGGUGAAGACGCGCCGUUUCUGCUCGCCCUGCCGUCUCGCCAAAUGCUUCGCCGUGGGCAUGCGGAAGUCCUGCAUCAUGGGUGCGUUCCUAACUCUCACCCCCUGUUACGUUUGCCCUGCUUGCACACAAGCGCAUGAAUCGGUGUGUUCAUUUGUUUACCUGACUAUUAUUGGCUCCUUAGGGAUCUUAACCUGUCUGUGGUUUCACUCCCAGAGGCUGAUCCAUUUUGAACCAUUCUUGUGCGUUUCAGCACGUUCUGACCUCAAAAAGAAGGCAAUAUUUGUGGUGACCGUACCUGCACCCUCGACCCACAGUGUCGGGAUCGGUACACGCCAUGUCAUUUCCGCGCUUCCCACGGCCAUAUCACAUGCAUGCGCCUUCUUACAGGUGUCCGAUGACAGUAACCAAUGA